UUACAGUCUGACUUAUUUAUUCAAGUAAUGGGCUACAAUCUAGAGAUGUGCAUUUUAGUAGUCCGUGUAUUUUUGGGUAUUUUGCUUUGUGCACCGUACCAGUGUUUGGAGUGUCCUUUUGGCUGUGAAUGUUUCGCUGUUACGCGCACAGUGAAAUGUGUUUCCAAGAACCUGCGUGCGGUGCCACAAAGUAUUCCAGGAUAUGCAAGGACUGUCAUUAUCACAGGGAAUAAUAUACAGCGGAUUGGACCGGAUUCAUUCACAGAGCUGGAGAAUGUCACCAACCUCAUUUUAAGCAAUAAUAGGAUCACAGAGGUGGCAUCCCGCAGUUUCUCUGCCCUGACCAACCUGCGCUUUCUGGACCUUAGUGGCAACCAGCUGGCACUGAUCCACCCAGAGGCUCUUAGCAUAGCUGGCAGCCCACUCCAGGAGCUCAACCUCAGCCGCUCGCUGUACAACUCCACCUCCCUGACAGACAUCACCACUGCUCUGCGCUGGGGUGGUCUUAGGGGGCUGCUCCGCCUGGACCUUUCUGGAAACCACCUAGCGCUUCUGCCCCCAGGGAUGUUCUCCCACCUUCCUAAUCUGCUGCACCUCCUCCUCCUUAACAACUCUCUGGUGGCUAUCUACAAUGGCACCUUCUCUGGCAUGAACCACCUGGAGGUGCUGGAUCUGACCCACAAUGCCUUCAGGACAUUCAGAGCCGAUGCGUUACGAGAGCUGGGGAAGCUUGGGAGCGUCCGCAUUCUGCUGGGUUACAACCCCUACACCUGCUCUUGUGAGACCCUUGAUUUUGUGGUGUGGCUGAAUAACUCCUGGGCUCAGGUAGCAGAUGUGGACGCUGUGAGGUGUGCUUCACCAAGGGGGUUAAGCAACAUGCGGCUGCGAGGGCUUCAGGUCCAGGCCCUUGGUUGUGGUGGUCCUGUCCAAGGAGAAGUGACUGACCUCUCUCUACAGACAUCCUAUGUGUUCCUGGGGCUGGUGCUGGGGUUUGUAGGCAUGAUCUUUCUCUUUGUGCUCUAUCUCAAUCGCAAAGGUAUGAAGAAGUGGAUCACUGACAUGAGAGAUGCUUGCAGGGAUGUGCUGGAGGGGUACCACUAUCGUUAUGAGAUUGACUCGGACCCUCGGCUCGGGCAUCUCUCAGCAGACAGCUGUGGAGGAAGGAGACAAGGACAUUUUGGAGUAUCUCCCUCACCACAGCAGUGUCCGGACACAUGCAUUCAAAUACCCACAGACACACAACUCAAGCAGGUGACUACCUCUCCACCUGUGAACCUAUGAUCUCACUGAAUCUACAGAAGUUUGUCAAAUGGAGAUAAAAGUGAAUGUGUAAAGUCUUUGCCAUAAAAGAUUUGCAUAUACAGUUCAAAGAGUUGUGUUUGAGCUGCCAGGCUCCUUGUACAUGUAAUUAUAACUUAUGAAGCUUACCUUGUAAGUGCCUUUUCUGUUUUUGAAGCAGCGCAGCAUUGUGUCUAUUCUGAGGUGGAACUUUAUCUUGAAUGUUGACAUCAUCUAUCAUCUAUUCUCAGCAUUUUUAUAAAGAUACAUAGACAACAUUCAAACAUGUCAGUGGAGAGUGAGGCGCUGCUAUCCUUAUUUAUUUAUCUAUCUAUCUAUCUAUUUAUUUGGUCAGUUAUGGUUGGUAUUAAGUAUUGAAACAGCUCUUCUUACUCCAGAAUAUUGUCAGGAAGAAAUGUGGCAUGAUGAUGCAUGUUGACUCUAAAAUGUUUUUAAUCCAUAGAGAGCCAGUAGAUUUUGGUAUAGCUUUUUAUAGAGUAUGUAUACUCCAGUGAAACUACUGUAGACAGACAAGAUCUAAGUCAAGAUCUAAAUUAAUCAUCCUUAUCGUGCAUUGUGGAACUUGUAAUGUAAUCUGUAACAUGUAAUAUUUGCAUGUUGAAAAAGUAAUAUAUGAAAUCUCUGUU
Molecule: messenger RNA, 1925 nt
Organism: Myripristis murdjan (pinecone soldierfish)
Lineage: Eukaryota; Metazoa; Chordata; Actinopteri; Holocentriformes; Holocentridae
Product: trophoblast glycoprotein-like
Exons: 2
Coding region: 28-1281 (417 amino acids)
Biological process (GO): negative regulation of canonical Wnt signaling pathway
Cellular component (GO): plasma membrane
Molecular function (GO): protein binding
Source: RefSeq, a predicted model, not a curated record